Molecule: messenger RNA, 1074 nt
Organism: Racocetra fulgida
Lineage: Eukaryota; Fungi; Glomeromycota; Glomeromycetes; Diversisporales; Gigasporaceae
Source: the annotation of a GenBank genome assembly
AUGGAAAUAUUAAUAAAUGAAGUUCAUACAAAUAAAACUAAUACAUUACAAAAAUGUUCAAAGUGUCAAAAGUUUAUGCCCAAGAAUCAAUUUAUUAAUGAAAAAGGUUGUGAUGUUAAAUAUUGUAAUUUGUGUCGUCAACAGUCUUCAAUUUAUUAUAAAAAGUCGCUUGAAAAUAAUGAAAAAGAAACCUUACCUCCUAAAGAGAUGGCCAAAAAACUAUAUAAUGAUAUUAUGAUAAUUGGUUGUGAUGAAAACUUGGAAAAUGAAUCUGCUGGAAUUAACUUCGAAUGUGAUAUUACAUUGGACAAUAUUAAAGAAGCGGAAGAUAGUCCCCAUGAAAUUUCAAGAAAGAUUGCUGAUUUGAUUGGUAAUAGUGACGGAUAUUAUUAUAUAUAUUUAAAUAAUUACCAUUCAAAGAAAACUGCUGAUGCCUUUAUUUACCUUAAGCACAAAACUUUACAUCAACAGCCUGAAAGAAAUCGUGUUACUGACAAAAUCAAAAAUAAAAUUAAGGAAAACCUUCAAUUAGCCCCAAGUGAUAUUUAUAGUAUGAUAGAGCAAGAUUUUCCAGAGAUAUCGCAAAAGCAAAUUCAUGCAUGGUGGACGGUAUUUAUCCAAAAAGAGUUUAUUCGCGAUGAUGAUCAAGUGAAUUCAGCAAAAAUGUUUUUAGAAGAGCAUAAUUUGCAAGUUAUUAUGUUCAAUAAUAGUAAUGGAGUAAAACUUUUGGGUGUUCAAAGACAAGAUAUCUAUCCAUUUAUAUACUUACCAGGCCAACAAACUUCUACACAACCAUCAGUUGGCACAACAUUAUCGUUAAAUGCGUUUAAAGAUAUUACUGCCACUACAAACAAUAAUUCGGAUCAACUUUUUAAAAAUUAUGAAUCAAUGUUGCAAGACGCAUUAUCAAUUGUACAAGAACAACAUGAAAUUAAGAAUGUUAAAUGGGCAAAAUCUGUUGAAAAAAGCUUCAAGGGUAUUAAUAAACUGGUAACGGAUAUCAAGGCGUAUAAAAGAAAAAUAAAGAAUCCAAGAACGUGGAAAGAUCAUAAUCGGCACACUAUGUUUUUGUAG